UUGCAGGAAGUGAUCGUGGGACGGGUUGAGGGAGCUACCGUGCCAAAGCUCACUAUUGAAGUACAAGCAUGCAUUGAAAAAGAACUGUGGCCCUUCUAUAGGCAGUUUGGUGGGAAGCCUUACCAACCAGACAUUCUGCAAAAGGCAGCGGCUGAAAUCGAGGAAUUGUGUCGAAUACUAGAGGGAGAGGGUGUGACUGUCUGCAGACCUGACGUUGUGGAUUUCUCUAAGGAUUACAAGACACCCGACUUUGAAGUUCCUAGUGGGAUGUAUGCAGCAAUGCCACGUGACAUCCUGAUGGUUGUUGGGAAUGAGAUUAUUGAGACACCAAUGGCCUGGCGCUCCCGGUUCUUUGAGUACACGGCCUACAGGUCUCUUUUAAAGGAAUAUUUUAAGCGAGGAGCAAAGUGGACGACACCUCCCAAGCCGCAGAUGGGCGAACAACUCUAUGACAAUUCUUUUUUCAAGGAGGAGUAUAAUGGCAAGUAUAUCACCACUGAAUUUGAACCCUGCUUUGAUGCUGCAGACUUCAUGCGAGCUGGGAAAGAUUUAUUUGUCCAGAGAAGCCAUGUAUAUAUACUUGUAGAAGCACACGAAAUAGUAACAAAUAUGUUUGGAAUUCAGUGGAUGAAGCGCCAUCUUGGAGACAAGUACAACAUUCAUGUCCUAAGUUUCGAUGAUAAACGUCCAAUGCACAUCGAUGCGACAUUCACCAUGAUAGGACCUGGGCUGAUCAUUGCUAACCCAGACAAACCUUGCCACCAACUCAGUAUGUUUGAAAAGGCUGGAUGGAAGAUAGUCGAGGUACCACGGUCUGUAGUAUCCGACCAACCUCCGUGGUGGAUGAGUUCCAAGUGGCUCUCAAUGAAUGUCCUCAUGCUGGAUCCAAAGAGGGUUCUGGUGUCAUCCAUAGAGAUCCCCACUCAGAAGAUGUUUGAGAAACUAGGCAUCGAAUGCAUCAAGGUGGAUAUGAGCUAUGCCAAUGCACUUGGAGGGGGUUUCCACUGCUACACUACUGAUGUCCGCCGCAGAGGGACUCUUGAGUCCUACUUCUGACACGCACUGUGUAUAGUAAUAAAUUUUUACUCUCUGAGAUCAUAGCUGGUGCUAUAAUCACCGUAUAUUCAAGUUUGCCAGUAAUAUCACGUGUUUCAAACGUGUGAUUGAUUCAGAAGAUGAAGAACUCCAAUUUUGGAAGCAUAGUAGCUAAC
This is a messenger RNA of Geodia barretti, 1211 nucleotides long. NCBI's taxonomy places the organism in Eukaryota, Metazoa, Porifera, Demospongiae, Tetractinellida, Geodiidae. The record is from the annotation of a GenBank genome assembly.